Molecule: messenger RNA, 1548 nt
Organism: Aspergillus steynii IBT 23096
Lineage: Eukaryota; Fungi; Ascomycota; Eurotiomycetes; Eurotiales; Aspergillaceae
Exons: 3
Coding region: 1-1548 (515 amino acids)
Source: RefSeq, a predicted model, not a curated record
AUGGAUACUCUACCUGCAAAGUUGAUCCUCCAUAUCGCUGGCUUUCUCAAGGAUGAAGAGUCGCACGCUCUCCACGCCUUCAGCCAGGUUAGCUGGAGAAUGUACCAUUUGACCGCGCCGCUUCUCUACAACACCAUCUCGAUUCGAUUUGGUGAACCUUCUGAUCUCAAGGAAAUAGCCGAUGAAUGUUCUGAAAAUGGCCUUGGACGACCAUUUUUGGCCCAUGCUAUGAGACUGGAUAUUGUGGCCCUUCCGUGGCGAGCACACCUGACUGACGGCAAUCUACCACGUACUUCCGGAUCGUGGGAUAGAAGUAUCACCAUAGAGGAUUUCACUCCCGCCAGCGUUGGAUCUUUUAUGGAACCUCUUAUGUCUCAUCAUGGGCUCCCUGAAUAUAGACCCUUUCGGGGCGAGUGGCUGUAUUACCAUGAGGAGAACUGCCGACCACUGGUCUCUGUGGUCUCGCGGCUGAACAAGUUGAAAAGUAUGCACUAUGCCAUGGGCAACUCUUUCCCUCGGCACUUGCUUGACGCCGUGCACCAGUAUCAUCCAACCUGCGAAAUUCAUAUCUGGAGCCCCCAAACACCCCGCCUGGAUCCGGGAUAUAACACGGGCGUCCCGGCCUCAAUGCCUGACCGUCAAUUGGAUAUCGAAGUUCUUCGCUCCCCGUGUCUCCGCGCUAUUAAACUAGAUUUAUCGGAUCCCAUCCGCGAUAUUGACGGAGUCGUUCCAUACUUAACCCAGGCUCCAAAUCUGCAGCAUAUUUUCCUGAGUUCAAAUCGUGACCCUGGAGAAGAGGAUGUCCGGAAUAUUCCCGAGCGCACCGGUGAUUUGCCCCGGCUGCUGAGCUUGCAAUCAUUCUCCCUGAAAUGGUAUUUUGUAGAGAAUAUGGUUCUACCCCAGACGUCUCAACCCAUUGAAAUAUCUCUGCAUCGAGGGCCUGGAGGAUAUUUCAGUUCUUCACGGCAUUCUGGAGCGGCAUGGCCCAUUGAUGGUGACUAUGCGGAAGUUCUUACCUAUCGUGCGCUGGGUGGUUUUCCCAGACUUCAGAACCUAAUCCUAGACUUAUACGGCAACCCGCGACCCGUGCUGUCAGCUGAAGACGGGAUAUUCUCGGAUGAAAGCGGUAAUAUAGAUGAUCGUCUACUGCACGUCAGUCUCAAAGAUGCCUUCAUCAACUUCGCCACCGACCAAGCACUAGCCACCGCUAUUUGGACCGAGAUCUUUUCUCACCAGGCCUCCCGGAAGUUGAUUCGGCUGCGCGUUUCCCCGUCGGGAUUACAGAUGUUUCGUUGGGAGAUACAAAAUGUAAUGCUACACCUGGCCCGGUCGUUUCUCGUGACGCAUGGCGGAACCAAAGUGGCGGAGGUCGGAGGAGAGGAACAGGAAGCCAGAAUAAAGAAGUUCAGAGAAUAUUACCAGAUACGGCCUUCCGAGUUUUCCAGACAAAUCACUCGAUUGUUUCACUCGAUCUGGCCACUCACAUCCACCGACACAGACUGGACUACUUGUUGGAGGAGCUAUCCUUUGCAAACCAAUGUGGAUUAA